Messenger RNA from Entamoeba invadens IP1, 519 nucleotides. RefSeq names its product eukaryotic translation initiation factor 4E-2, putative. Lineage: Eukaryota; Evosea; Mastigamoebida; Endamoebidae. Bases 1 to 519 code for a protein of 172 amino acids. The record is from RefSeq and is a predicted model, not a curated record. Gene Ontology annotation, biological process: translational initiation. Gene Ontology annotation, cellular component: eukaryotic translation initiation factor 4F complex. Gene Ontology annotation, molecular function: translation initiation factor activity; RNA 7-methylguanosine cap binding. The transcript has 2 exons.
AUGGAGCAUCAAUUAUACAGCAAGUGGGUGUUUUGGUUUGAUGGAUUUAGUAACAAGACGCAGGGGAGUUACGGAGCGAACAUUGUCGAGAUGGGUGAUGUGACGACCGCCGAAACUUUUUGGGGAGUUUACGACGCAAUACCUCUAUUAUCGAAGAUGGAGAACGGGAGUGAUGUUUCGUUGUUUAAAAAAGGGAUUAAACCGAUAUGGGAAGAUGACAUGAAUGUUGGAGGUGGGAGAGUGCAAAUAAUACUGAUUGGUGCCAACUGGGAAAGCACACAGAAGUAUUGGCGAGACGUUUUACUCACUUUGAUAGGAGAGACUAUGCCUGAUCCCGAGUACGUGAAUGGGGUAGCAUUCUCUGUCAGACAACAUUGCAAGAUUUCUGUGUGGGUAGAAGCAAAAGGGCAAAGUGUUGUGAAGAAUAUAGCAAAGAAGUUGAAAGAAAUAGUCAAUAUCGAAGGUGCUACAGUUAUGUAUUACCCACAUGAUUCCACUUUGGAGCCUAUCAUUUGUUGA